This is a messenger RNA of Lethenteron reissneri (Far Eastern brook lamprey), 2715 nucleotides long. RefSeq names its product RNA polymerase I and III subunit C (gene POLR1C). Gene Ontology annotation, biological process: DNA-templated transcription. Gene Ontology annotation, molecular function: protein dimerization activity; DNA binding. The record is from RefSeq and is a predicted model, not a curated record. NCBI's taxonomy places the organism in Eukaryota, Metazoa, Chordata, Hyperoartia, Petromyzontiformes, Petromyzontidae. Gene Ontology annotation, cellular component: RNA polymerase I complex; RNA polymerase III complex.
ACGUGGAGGGUCGCGCGCACGUGGCUCCGGCACGCCCGUAGCGCGUCUGCGCUAUCAAAUCAAAUCCCGCGCACCACAAGGCCCCGCUUAAAGCCUCGGCAUCGCCUGAGCGCCCUGCGGCCGCAGUCUCCUCGCGGAGCCGCAGAGUCUCGAAUCUCCCGGGGGUCACGGAGCCAUGGCGACCACGGCAGACAGGGUGACGGAGAUGCGCGAACGAGUCCUCCUCAGCGAACACGGCGUGACCAACGUUCAUUCGACGGACUUCCCCGGCAACUACGCGGGCUACGAUGACACGUGGAACCAGGAGAAGUUCGAACAGAACUUCCGCAUCGACGUGGUGCGCAUGGAGGACAUGGAGAUGGAGUUCGACAUGGUCGGGGUCGACGCGGCCAUCGCCAACGCCUUCCGCAGGAUCCUGCUCGCCGAGGUGCCGACGAUGGCGGUGGAGAAGGUGUUCAUCUACAACAACACGUCCAUCAUCCAGGACGAGAUCCUUGCCCACCGCCUGGGCCUCAUCCCCAUCCACGCAGACCCCCGGCUCUUUGAGUUCCGCAACCCGGGUGACGAGGAGGGUACGGACAUCGAUACGGUGAAGUUCCAGCUCAAGGUGAAGUGCAGCAGGAACCCCAAGGUUCCCAAAGACUCCUCCGACCCCAAUGAGCUCUACAUCAACCACAAAGUCUAUUCGCGGCACUUGCGCUGGGUGCCGCUGGGAAGCCAGGCGGACGUGUACGCCGAGGGCUCCAUCCGGCCCGUGGACGACGACAUCCUCAUCGCUCUGCUGCGGCCGGGGCACGAGAUCGACAUCAUGGUGCACUGCGUCAAGGGCAUCGGCCGGGACCACGCCAAGUUCUCCCCCGUGGCCACGGCGAGCUACCGACUUCUGCCGGAGAUCCGGCUCUUGGCGCCUGUUGUCGGGGCACUGGCGCAAAAGCUGCAGAGCUGCUUCUCUGAGGGGGUGAUUGGCGUGGAGGAGGUGGAUGGAGAGAAGGUGGCCAAGGUUCUGAAUGCCCGGCUUGACACGUGUAGCCGAGAGGUGCUGAGGCAUGAGGAUCUGAAGGAUUUGGUGCAGCUGUGCCGCAUCAGGAAUCAUUUCAUCUUCUCGGUGGAGUCGACGGGGGCCCUGCCGCCCAGCGUGCUCGUGUGCGAGGCAAUCAAGGUGCUGAUGGAGAAGUGUCACAAGUAUCUUAACGAGCUCGACUCCAAGGAGGACGACGACGAUGAUGAGGAGGAGGCGGCGGCGGCGGCAGCUGACAAGAUGUGACGUGACGUGGCGUGUCGGGUUCGGAACCGUCAUCUGGUUGUUGUCCUACAGGGUGUCAGAGCCAUAGCUGCUUCAACUGCUGCUGCUGGAGCAGCAUCACCAUAUUCUCUGAAUUAUGAGAUUCAUUGGAUUGUAAAGUAACUUUUCUGACACCGAGCACAAGUUUGGGUUUGCGUCUCACUUUCUGAAAAAUCUUACAAUCCAUACGAAACUGGAACCUCUUUUUCCCACCGCAUAACCGAACCGCUCCAGGGCCCCUGCCCUGGAGCGGUUCGGGAGGCGCCGAUGUUAUUUUUCGACCGCGGAAGCUGAGCCGUGCCGCCGACGUCGCUCGCGGUCGUUGCGUGCGUCGUGCGUCGUCAUGCGUUCGAGUGUACCGACGCAACGUUUGACGAAAGUGAUCAACUCCGCCCCCCCCACGACCCCCGACCCCCUUGCUUGGCCCCGAGCCAGAUUCCGAUGUCUCGUGACACCGGCGAAUCAUUGUUUGGUUUUUAGCUCCGCUCAGCCAAAUUGCCGGUGGGGGGGUGGGGGGGGAAAUACCCGUACAGUGAGGGCCCCCCUCGCUGGCUCAACGCUGCUGGUUCUGCGAGCCCCGAGGCAGCCGUUGGCGAGGGGGACGGGGGGGAGUGCUUCGUAGAGUGAUGUUGGUGUGUAGAAUUCUUAAACUAAAGGAACAUUUUUUUAAUUUGACCAGGUAAAGCCCACUGAGCUCCAGAUAGCUCUUUUUCAGAAGCGACCUGGCCAUAAAUAAUAGCUCAACGAAGUGGCUUGUCACGUGGAAUUAUUGUAGCCGCCAAAUACUCUAAACUCAUGUUUAUUCUAAACUUGGAGGGAAAAACCGGAGGACCCGGAGAAAAAUCCAUGCAACCACGGGGAGAGACAUGCAAACUCCAAGUAUACAGGUGUCAGGUUCGGGAUCAUACCCACGGCCUUCUGCAUACCAGGCAAGGUAGUUAACAUCUCACCACCGUGGCACCCAUUCAUCUCCUACGCUCGCGAUUCUGUGACUCGCAGUGCUGGAUCAAGAUUACAUAAUUUUGUUUUUCUCUUUUGUGAUUAAAGCUACCCGUCGUGGCUGUAGGUGUCCCAUGAACCAUCAUUUUCAUAAAUGUUAAACAGUGUAUUCUUAACACACGCGAUUCGAUGUGUUAUGAAUUUAAGAAUUGAUUGUAAUUGUUUUUCUUCUAUUUUGCCAGCUAGUAAUGUUUGUCUACCUUCAUCCUAACUGCUCAUUUCAGGGAGUUGUUAAAAUUCUCAAUGGUUAAGUUCAGUUCGACUGCCGCGUAGACGGCACUAUGUCACCGUCAACAUUAUUGUCUUAAUUUAUAUUGUCAUAACAGGCACGCAAAGUUGCUUUGUUCAUUUGGACCUUUAUCGUUCCACCCUUUUUGAAACGAAUUGUCCAACACUGUUCCAACUGAGAAUAAUAAAUACGAAAAGUCUGGCAA